Molecule: messenger RNA, 408 nt
Organism: Monoraphidium neglectum
Lineage: Eukaryota; Viridiplantae; Chlorophyta; Chlorophyceae; Sphaeropleales; Selenastraceae
Exons: 3
Coding region: 1-408 (135 amino acids)
Biological process (GO): regulation of transcription by RNA polymerase II
Cellular component (GO): nucleus
Molecular function (GO): transcription cis-regulatory region binding
Source: RefSeq, a predicted model, not a curated record
AUGGUCAGCGUCAACGCCGUUGCCUCCGGCUGCGCUCAUCCCGCUGACGCGGCUGGCGGCGCUGCCGAGGCAUCCCCCGUCAAGGCAGCAGUGCCUUUCGACGCGUUGUGCAAUGACGGCCGCGCGGUCACCUCCAAAAACUGGCUGUGCAAGCUUUGGCGCUACACCAUUGUGCCCACCAAGGAGCUUUACCUGCCAUUCAUGUUUAGCGGCUUGCCCACCAACUACCUCAUGCUGACAUACCGCACCUUCAACCGGGACUUUGGCCUGCCCAACUGCAACGACGACUACCUGGCACCCCUGCUGAGGGACGAGCUCAUGCCGCAGCAGCAACAGCAGCAGCAGCAGCAGCAGCAGCAGCAGCAGCAGCAGCAGCAGCAGCAGCAGCAGCAGCAGCAGCAGCAGUAG